AUGAGUUCCUCAGAUCCUGCCUCCCUGCUGGUAUCUGCAGCAGUCCCAGCAUUCAAAUGUCCUGCUGGGACAAAGAUGCACAUUUUAAACUUGGGCACUCUCCAAGCAGAUGAAUCAUGGAUCUUCCGAGGUGGCAAUGCAAGCUCCCUGAGCAAUCUCAAUCCAGAGAACAAACGUCGAGAUUUAGUGCUCCUGUCAGCUUUGAUUGAGUAUCCGGGAGUUGGUCUCAUUCUUUACGAGACAGGCUGUGCCGAGGAUCUAGACGUGAAAUGGCCAGCGCCAGUCACGGAUCUCUUUCCGCGAACAGAAUACUCCGAAAACCAUAAGCUCCCAAAUGCUAUCAAAGCCACUGGGAAUGAUAUCAAAGAUGUGAAAGCGGUCAUUAUUGGUCACCUGCACCUUGAUCAUGCCGGAGGCCUUGAGCACUUUGCGAACACAGAUGUCCCAAUCUAUGUCCACGAAGAAGAAUUCAAACACGCUUGCUGGGCAGUGGCAACCGGAGCAGACUUGGGCGUCUACCUGGGACACUAUAUGCUGCUCGAAGAGUUGAAAUGGAACACCUUCAAUGAGUCCCAACUUGACCUGUUCCAAGGCAUAACACUCCACCACUCACCUGGCCAUACACCUGGACUCUGCAUUAUGCAAGUCAAUCUUGCAAAUGAUGGACCAUUUAUUUGGACCUCGGACCAGUUCCACGUUGCAGAGAAUUAUAACCUGGGCCAUCCUCACGGAGGAUUAGCGAGAGAUCACAAUGCAUGGUAUCGCAGUCUCAACAUGAUUCGCAGACUCCAAAGACUGUACAAUGCGACGUUGAUUUUCGGUCAUGACAGAGAGGUUGCCUACAAGCUGAUGAACGCGAAGUCGUACUAUGAGUGA
Penicillium griseofulvum is the source of this 876-nucleotide messenger RNA. RefSeq names its product N-acyl homoserine lactonase family protein. The record is from RefSeq and is a predicted model, not a curated record. Lineage: Eukaryota; Fungi; Ascomycota; Eurotiomycetes; Eurotiales; Aspergillaceae. The coding region runs from base 1 to 876 and encodes 291 amino acids. The transcript is spliced from 3 exons.